Messenger RNA from Arctia plantaginis, 909 nucleotides. The record is from the annotation of a GenBank genome assembly. NCBI's taxonomy places the organism in Eukaryota, Metazoa, Arthropoda, Insecta, Lepidoptera, Erebidae.
AUGGCUUCAAUUAGAAAAUAUGUAGAUAUCGGUGCAAACUUGACUGAUCUUAUGUAUCAAGGACAGUAUCAUGGGUCAAAAAAACACGAGCCUGACUUAGAUGUGGUGCUUGCUCGGAGCUGGGAAGGUGGUUUGCAGAAAAUGAUUAUUACUGGUGGCAACUUGAAUGACAGUAAAACAGCAAUACAAUUAUCACAAACUGAUUCCAGGUUAUUUGCAACAGUAGGCUGCCAUCCAACCAGGUGUAAUGACUUUGUUGAAAAUCCUGAGGAAUAUCUUCAGAGUCUCAGAACUCUUAUAGCAGAGAACAGGAAUAAAGUAGUUGCAAUUGGUGAAUGUGGGCUUGACUAUGAUAGAUUGACAUUCUGCACUAAGGAAAUUCAGCUAAAGUAUUUUGAAUAUCAGUUGCAGCUAAGCCGUGAGUUUGGACUGCCGCUGUUUCUGCACUGCCGUGCUGCUGCCGACGACUUGGUGGAGAUCUUGAAGCGCAACACAGACAGUGUCGUUGGAGGCGUGGUGCACUCUUUCGAUGGAGACGAACAGAGUCUACACAGUAUACUCGAGCUAGGAUUGUACAUAGGUAUCAAUGGAUGUUCCUUAAGGACCGAAGAAAGUUUAAAUGUGGUUACAAAAAUACCACGAGACAGACUUAUGGUUGAGACAGACUGUCCUUGGUGUGAAGUGAAGCCUACUCACCCUGGCUACACCCAUGUGGUGACCAAAUUCCCUUCAGUGAAGAAAGAGAAAUAUAUGGUGGGGUCAAGUAACCAAGUUAAAGGGAGAAACGAACCGGUGAAUAUCAUACAAGUUCUUGAGAUACUGGCAGCGGUACGUAAGGAGAACAUUGACGAAUUGGCGGCAACUAUUUAUGACAAUACUAACAAAUUAUUUUUUAAUAAUAUAAGCUAG